Molecule: messenger RNA, 312 nt
Organism: Plenodomus lingam JN3
Lineage: Eukaryota; Fungi; Ascomycota; Dothideomycetes; Pleosporales; Leptosphaeriaceae
Source: RefSeq, a predicted model, not a curated record
AUGGAGAGCGCGUUUGGAGAUCUCCGUCAGCAUCCCCAACGCGGAUGUGUAACUCCGAGCAAGAUCAGCGUGGUUGGCCUGACCAUCGGUAUGGUGUGCAUUUAUUCCGCCAUUGAGUAUUUCACCGCCCGUCUACCGGACUGGUUCAGUUUGAAUCCGGGGUACGGCAAAAAUUUCAUUCGUAGAGAAGAGCAUACCGGCUCGUAUGCCACUGUGCCGUCUCAGGCUCGUAUGCCACUGUGCCGCGAGAACGCAGCCUUCAGAUUUGGGGAUACGGAGAGCAUCACUGGGCAUGCACUGCGAAGGCCGUAG